AUGUGUUGCUCGAGGAAAUCUUCCUCCGCCUCCGCCACCUGCCCCUCCUCCCACCGCAUCAUCGCCGACCAUGCCUUCUUGCGCCGCUACCACGCCCUCCACCCACCACCUCUCAUCGGCAUUCUCGACAACCAGAAACACUUCAUCCCAGCACAGCCGCCGCACCCCUCCGCCCUCGCUGCCCGCGCCUUCACCGGCUUCGAUUUCUCUUGCUCCUCCUUCCUCCCCUCCACCGCCGGCCGUACCUGGAGUCCAAUUGACUUCUUUGACGGACGUGUCCUCCUAGCCGGCGUCCCAGUCAGAAAUUUUGUUGGCAGACACAUCCUCUUGGGCUCCAAAGUGGACGGCAAAAGUUUGGUCAGGAAGUUCGUCGUGUGCGACCCGGUGCACCGUCGGUAUAUCAUGCUGCCCGCCAUCCCCGUUGACCUGAACGCGCUGGUCCAUAAACAGGAACUCCUCGGUCAGGAGAUUUUCCUUGCUCCCGGUGAGGACAAGGAGGACCCUGUUAAACAUACAUAUGUCACGCUUGUAUUUUCUGAUGUAUGGGGACCGGCCCCUUCCUCUGUUGGUCGGCACACCUAUUACGCACCCAGGUCAAUAAGAAUGAAUCUGUUGCUUCUGGUCUUCUCCUCGUUGAAUGGACAAUGGCAUGUUCUUACUUCUGACCAAUGGGGUGCUUCGGCUACACUUGCUUCAUUUGUGAAGUCUGAUCCUGAGCUGUCCAGUCGUCAAUUCGUCCAUGGAUGCUUCUAUUGGCAUUUGCAAUUGCGGAACGAGUUACUUGUGCUUGACUUGCACGCAAUGGAGUUUUCUACUGUCAACCUCCAAUCUGAGUCACUAGGGAGUAAAAGUUUCCUCCUUGUCGAGGCAGAAAAAGGAAUGCUCGGGAUGCUCACUAUAGGUAACGGCUAUGAUAAGGACAUCAAAGAUCGCCGACAUUGGCUCGCGUAUUCUAUUCUGACAAAUAACCAAUGGCAUUUGGAGAAGGUCAUCCCGUUACCGGUAAAGGAUGUGCGUCUGGUUCGUGCAGCCGGGGGAUACCUGCUCAUGUACACGGUGCACUUAAAAUCUUCUCAAGGCCAGCUGGAGUUUCGAUACUUUUCGGUGGACCUUAAGACUUUCCAGGUCGAGUUGUUCACUGCAGUUUGCAAGCACUUUCCUGGACGACUGUACGCUGGUUUCCCAAAACCACCUGGACGACUGUAUUCUGGUUUCCCACCAUCACUAUGUGCGCCAACUAUAUGA
Messenger RNA from Triticum turgidum subsp. durum (durum wheat), 1245 nucleotides. NCBI's taxonomy places the organism in Eukaryota, Viridiplantae, Streptophyta, Magnoliopsida, Poales, Poaceae. The record is from the annotation of a GenBank genome assembly.